Messenger RNA from Protopterus annectens (West African lungfish), 3180 nucleotides. It is a transcript of the gene ZDHHC5, whose product is annotated as zinc finger DHHC-type palmitoyltransferase 5. The record is from RefSeq and is a predicted model, not a curated record. Gene Ontology annotation, biological process: protein palmitoylation. Lineage: Eukaryota; Metazoa; Chordata; Ceratodontiformes; Protopteridae. The transcript is spliced from 13 exons. Gene Ontology annotation, molecular function: palmitoyltransferase activity.
GAUAAUGCGCAGCGUAUCCGUACGUCAUCUUUUUUUCCUCGUCAGGUAGUCUUCUGUAGUUUGUGUCUAUGUGCAGGAGGAAGGACCGAGUUUUGGUUAACACAUACAUCGAACGAAGCUGGAUUGCGGGGCUAUUUUCUCCUAACACUUCCGGUCCGGAUAACCUUUUCCGGUUACAUCGACUACGACGGAUUUCAGUGGCUGGAUCGGGCGACUAAAGGGUGAGUCGCGCUGGCCCGCGGCAGUUGGGACUGUGCCUCGGGCCAGCAAAUUAAUAUUAGAAACCCCUCAGUGAGUUGAGGCUCGUUUUGUCCCGCCUGUCUCCAGGUCUUACAUUUCGGUUAUUUUUCAUUGUGAUCCCCCUUGUCCGGGCUUGGGCUAUGCUGCAGAGUGGAAUUGGGUCCAGAGCUCCAAUAUGCCAACGGGAAAGAAGUUCAAACUUAGCAAGUACAUCCCUGUGUCGGCAGCAACGACCUUCCUAGUGGGCUCCACAACGCUUUUCUUUGUAUUUACUUGUCCAUGGCUCUCUCAUACCCUUUCACCUGCUGUUCUGAUCUACAAUGCACUCGUGUUUCUGUUCGUAUUGGCAAAUUUCAGCAUGGCCACUUUCAUGGACCCAGGCAUCUUCCCUAGAGCUGAGGAGGAUGAAGACAAGGAGGAUGACUUUCGUGCCCCUCUGUACAAGAAUGUGGAAAUAAAAGGGAUUCAGGUCCGUAUGAAGUGGUGUUCUACAUGCCGCUUCUACCGGCCACCACGCUGCUCCCAUUGUAGUGUCUGUGAUAACUGUGUGGAGCAAUUUGACCACCAUUGUCCUUGGGUGAAUAACUGUAUCGGGAGACGGAAUUACAGAUAUUUUUUUCUAUUUCUUCUUUCCCUGACAACACACAUCAUUGGAGUAUUUGGAUUUGGGUUGCUGUAUGUCCUGAAGCAUAUGGAUGAGCUGUCCAGUGUCCACACAGCUGUCACUCUUGUACUUGUAUGUAAAUAGCCUAUGUUUUGUAUUCCGGUCUGUCUCCUGACUCUUUACCACCAGCUCCUGUUAAGCCAGACAGAUACUACAGGGGAAAGGGUCACGGGUAAAUUCAGAGGUGGUGUGAACCCUUUUACAAACGGUUGCUGGAGAAAUGUAUCUCACGUUCUUUGUAGUUCACAAGCACCAAGGUAUCUUGGCCGACCAAAGACUGAGCAAGUGGCAGUGGUCAAGCCUCCAUUCUUGAAACCAGAGAUCUCUGAUGGGCACAUCACUGUAAAGAUCAUGGACAAUGGCAUCCAGACAGAAUUGAAGAGAAGCAAGUCCAAAGGAAGUCUGGAGGUUAUGGAGAGCCAGUCCGCUGAUGCAGAAGCGCCUCCACCACCAAAGCCAGAUUUAACAAGAUAUACAGGCUUGAGAGGACAGAUGACGCUGGGGACUGGUGAAGAGAGUAUUCUGUUACCCAAGAAGGAUAAUCCACCAACGCCAACAAUGUACAAAUAUAGACCUGCAUACAGCACAAACUACUCAGGGUUACCACCUGGAUCCUUGCCACACUCAAGCAGUGCAAAGUUAACCAGAGGUGAAAGCUUGAAGGAACCACCAUCAAUAGCUGAAAGUAGCAGAAACCACAGCUACCGUUCUGAACCAAGUUUAGAGGCAGAAAGUUUCCGCUCUCCCACCUUUGGGAAAGGUUUCCGCUUUGAUCCUCUUUCUAGUGGUUCACGCUCCUCCAGUCUGAAGUCAGCACAGGGAACAGGUUUUGAAAUGGGUCAUCUGCAGUCUAUUCGCUCUGAGGGUACCACCUCUACAUCUUACAAGAGUCUGGUGAAUCAGACUCGAAAUGGCAGCCUCUCCUGUGAUAGCCUGUUAACACCGUCUGACAGUCCUGACUUUGAAUCUGCACAAACUGGGCCUGAGCCCGUAGGCUACACCUCUCCAUAUUUGUCAGCAAAAAUCACCCAGCAAAGGGAAGCGGACCUGCACCGGUUUCAGACACAUGGAAAUGUUAUUGCUGCAGGCUCUCCUAAACUGCACCCACGUGAUACUUCACCUGUGCGUUACGAGAAUCUUUCCAGACAGAUCAUGGCCACAAUGCAUGAGAGGGAAAAGUUACUGCACACAGAUGAAGAGUCUGCUCAAGUGGAUUCAGGAGUCCAGUCCACACCUGGUUCCAGUAAUGCCCCACGCACUAGCUCUUCUUCAGAGGACUCAAAACGGUCUCCACCAGGGAGAGUUUCUUCUCAAGAAAGUGUAAGCUGUAGGGCGAUUGCCCCAAGGUUUGGAAGGUUAUCUGAGAGUGGAUCAGUACAGUCCCAGCACUCAUUACGGGUGCGUUCUCUUGGUUCUCCAGACCAGCCACCGCCAUAUGGGUCUCCUGUUGGCAAAUCUAUCUCCUACAGCAGCCAUAAACCUCCACCAUUUGCAAAUGCACUGGAUAUAAUAGAAUCAGGGUCACAGCCUGUCUUGGCACCAAAGGAUGAUGUGCAAAUAAAAACUGGUUAUAGCAAGAUAAAUGGCCAGCCAAAAUCACUGGUGAAAGCAGAGCUACGGCAGGGGCCAGGGAGUAGUGCUGCCCAGGCUCCUCUAAGCCCAACGAGAGCAGUGAAGAAGGUGUCUGGUGUUGGUGGAACAACAUACGAAAUUUCUGUAUGAAAACAAAACCUGUAACUCUUAGCCAAGAAGACAGAAAUGGGUGGGUGGCGCUGUCUACACUUGCUUGAAUGAAACUGCACUGAGAACACACAAGACACUACAAUUCAAGAUUUGCCAUGUGGAAUGUAUGUUUUAUAGUUAUUUUUGGUUUUAACCAAUUACAAAGCAAGAACACUUCCCAGCGUUGACAGCGUCUGGCAGUGCUGUGGUCCAGCAGUUUACAGUUCACCACCACCCCACCUGCCUGCUCCAGCACAGACUGUAUAUUUUUCACUCAGUCAUGGAUUCCAGUAGUAUACACUGUGAUAAAUUACAAGGACCCUAACCGCUAAUCAGCUUGGGAUGUAUGAAAAAAGAUGAGGGACAGUGGCUUAGUGAUACAUACAUUCUCAGUUUUUUUUUCUCCUUUUUUUAUCUGAAUUAAGACUCUGGUGAGAGGACUGUGCAAUCACUAUAGUAACAUAUAUUAAGAAUGGAUUUUAAAAUAUUUUGUUUCCUAAGUUAAAGGGAUAUGUACUCAGAUUUAAAAAAAAAACACAAGAAAAGAAACACAA